Pyrenophora tritici-repentis Pt-1C-BFP is the source of this 1374-nucleotide messenger RNA. The record is from RefSeq and is a predicted model, not a curated record. Lineage: Eukaryota; Fungi; Ascomycota; Dothideomycetes; Pleosporales; Pleosporaceae.
AUGGCUGCACUUGACAUCCUGGGGCUCUCUGUCGAAUCUCAGCAAGCAAUCUCCGACUUCCGCAUACCGAACGCCAUCGUUGCGCCCCAGACGCGCAUUGCUUCGGGAGUCAUCCAGCGCAGCAUGCUGCAACCCAUCGAGAGCGGACAGAAGCAUUACUGGGCAGAAGACGUGUGUAUACAUAAGUUGGUCGAGACGUGCAGUGUGGGUUGGUUCUUUGCAAAGCUUGGACCAGCGCACUUUGGUGAGCUGUAUAAGAAUCGGAGCAAGGCAGAUUUGAGAAAGAGUGAAGUUUUUGCAAUCAUUCACAAAAGAAUGACGGACACGGCGGGACAAAGUGCGAAUCCUGCAAAUUGGAUUGCCUUGGGUGCCUUGGAGAAGCUGGUGGCAAAUGUUCUACCCACCCACACACCACCAGCAACAAAACUCUUUGCCUCGCAAACUCGGUUCGCCCCCCACAACCCCAACCCCUACUACAACGACAACAUGGUUCGAAAACGCCUAUUAAAGGACGACGCGACGCGCAUUGACUCUGGUGCUGCAAUGUCGUCUGACCCCGUAGCCCCAAGCGGUGGUUCCAGGAUUGUCGAGAUGCCUGAGGUUUCUGGGGACGGCGCAUCGCCGAAGAUGCCUACGGUUCUUGGGAAUAGCGCAGCGCCGAAGAGGAGCCUGCGCAAGGAUGAUCUGAAGCUUAAGCAGCCAAAGGGCUUUCCGAUUAUCCUCAUGCCUAGUACUUUGGCUCGCGCGCGUAAGGAGGCCGAGAAUGGGACGGAGAAUGUUUUUCAUACUCCAGAGUUCUUCAAGGUGUUUGAGGAUGCGGAACUGGAGGAUGAUUUGAGUGAUGGAGAAGAGGGUGAUGGGGCGAGUGGAGAAGAUGACGUUGAGACUGGAGAGGAAGAGAAGCACGACGCUGGUGAGGAAGAGAGCGCAUUGGAAGAGGGAGACGAGCACGAAGCUGAAGGAGAAGAGGACGACGAGAAAGACGCUGGAGACGAUAACGAUGCUGGAGACGAAGACAACAGCGAAUUCGAAUAUGGAGACGAGAAUGACCACAACGACAAGAACGACUAUUACGAUCAAGCUUCCACCGCAAAGCUCAUCUCUGCGCCUGUCACUAGGAAGCCUUUGGCAAUCGUCGAUCGCCUCGGACGAACUCGUGCGGCUGCUAGAAGACUCCAAGCCGCACUUGAAGGCGAACAGCCCGCUGACGCACAAACCACUCCAAGCGUGUGUGAUGAGGAGGACAAAGCUGCAGGCACCAACAAGCGCAAGCGAGGCGUAACGCAGGCAUCCAAAGAGCCCAGGAAGACGCAAAUACGCGAGGUACAGAACUCGACCGAUGAAAAGGGGAGACGCGUGGAUGUCUCUGUAUGA